GGGCUCAAAUUGUGCGUACGCCAGUUUUAUAAAUCCGACCCCUGUACUUUGUGCAUAUCACAAGAAAAAAAAAUCAGUACUUGAAUACAGACAUUCUGCUUUUAAUUCACCUUCUUUCAGUAAGAAGAUUACAUAACACUUGACCACCUUUUAAACAAGAAGUGAAAUUCAGGAGUCAAAUGACUAUUAUUUAUAAGCCUGUAAUGUUACAGCUCCUCUGUUUAUUUGUUACCUUAAGCCUAAUCAAUUAAAUAUGCUACAAUGCAUACAGAAAGUAUUCACAGUGCUUCACCUURUCCACAUUUUGUUAUAUAACAACCUGAUUCCAAAUUGUAAUAAAUUAAUCUCUUUGUUCAAAAUUAGACAUAUUUUAAUAUAUAUAAACAAAAUGUGGGAACAAGUGAAGUGCUGUGAAUUCGUUUUGGAUGCACUGUGGAUUCUGCCCCUGUGGUUGAAUUUGUUGGAAAUCUACUGUCAUCCAGUAAAGAUAGGUACCCACCUUCUUGCUAAAUUAGUUUUAACAAGAAGACAGUGAGAUAUUCAAAACUAUUUACAUUUGCUGAAAUCUGAUUGUAUAAACACUUUUGACUUAAACUGUACAUGUUUUCCCUUAACCCUUGAGGCAACUUUCAUUUGACUAAACUUGUUUCAUUUUUCUUCGGUCCCACAGUGUUGAGAAUAAAGGGAUGCUGUCAUUGGUGGUCUUGUGAGUACCUGGGGGGAAACCAAGAAGAGCUUUUCCGUGACUGCCAGGACGAACAGGAGGACCACAUGGACCAAACCACGAAGGUGCUCGUGAUGAUCCAUGAUCCUACAGCCGAGGAGGAUCCAGCAGAGGUGUCGGUUGUGAUCGAGGGAAACGAAGUCCUCAAAGGGUGUGGAAACCAACAUCAACCUGUUGAAGCUGAUACUUUUACAUCAAGGCGGGGCCAGAUGGCGCCUGUGAAUGGCUUUGCCUGCUUUACCCCCUUGCYCAUAUCUUCUYUGCUUUUAUUUUUGUAUUAUUAUUUAGCUUUUAUUAGUCUGGAUAAAAACUUUGUCAUUUCCGCUGCCCGUGUUUAUGAUCGGGAUGCGCUGAUGGCGAUCAGA
Austrofundulus limnaeus is the source of this 1089-nucleotide messenger RNA. RefSeq lists its product as uncharacterized. Lineage: Eukaryota; Metazoa; Chordata; Actinopteri; Cyprinodontiformes; Rivulidae. The record is from RefSeq and is a predicted model, not a curated record.